GCUUUGGCGGCUUAGUCUUACCGUGACAUUAUGGCCUGGAGGAGUGUAAUCGCGUUCGCUGGCCUCAUUGUGGCCCUGCUCCUGGCCGUCGAGAGCCAGGCCUCGCAGCUGAGUCGCGACGAGAGCCGCGAGGAUGAGGAAACCAACUUCAAUCUGGCUUCCACGCUAACUGGCGGCAUCCGCAGCAGUCGCCACCACCAGCGGGCCAAUCUCAACUCGAAUCUCAACUCGUAUCCGGACAGCACGCAGCCAGGUGCGGGCUAUGGCAGCGUCGACAUCGAUGGGCCACAUGGUCACGAGCAGGGCGGAUACACUCCGAGAGCAGGUGGCUCCAAUUCUAUAGGAUAUUCGGGGCCACAGCAGCCAGCGGGGUAUCCCGGGCAAGAGCUUCCGCCCGGCACUUAUCCGCCUCCUGGCUACCCGGCCACAGGUUCUCCUCAGCCUCCGGUUCAUUAUCCCGGUGGAAUUCCAGCCCAGAGGCCAGGAGUUCCCUCCUAUCCGCAGCCAGGAGUUCCCGCGUAUCCACAGCCAGGAGCUCACGCCUAUCCACAGCCAGGAAUAGGAUCCUAUCCAUCGCCUGCAGCUGCCUAUCCCUCAGGCUAUCCCGGCUACGCAUAUCCUGGAGUUUAUCUGCCUCAAUUUCCUGGCUAUCCGCAGCCUGGGGCAUAUCCUGGCUAUGCACCAGGAGCACCUGGAGGCCCUCCAGUGGUGGUGCAUCCCGGUGCAGCUCCUCCUGCUGCGUCGCCUCAUGAGAGCAGAAGACACCACAGCCGCUAUCCGUCGCACAAUGCCCAGGAUCCGGAGCACUGGGACCACAGGUUCUCCAUGAACACCGAGUACAAGGAGGAUGGCGUCCACAAGGGCUCCUUUGAUGUCCUGAACAACCACAAUGCCUUUGGUUUCGGCAGCGGAUACGGGGGCGGCUACAAUGGCGCCUUCAAUUCACCGGCCUUUUGAAACGGAAGGUCCAAUCUGGAGGAGGAGAGUCGUAGUCAUAAGUUGGAAGCUCUGUGACAAGGGGCAGCUGUACGAGCAUCUCUGUGUGUGCGUCCGUCUGCUGUGCCUCUGAAUAAACUUGAUUUUGCGCACUCCCAA
Messenger RNA from Drosophila guanche, 1095 nucleotides. RefSeq names its product calcium-binding protein P. The record is from RefSeq and is a predicted model, not a curated record. The transcript has a single exon. Lineage: Eukaryota; Metazoa; Arthropoda; Insecta; Diptera; Drosophilidae. Bases 31 to 957 code for a protein of 308 amino acids.